Molecule: messenger RNA, 1722 nt
Organism: Lichtheimia ornata
Lineage: Eukaryota; Fungi; Mucoromycota; Mucoromycetes; Mucorales; Lichtheimiaceae
Exons: 4
Coding region: 1-1722 (573 amino acids)
Biological process (GO): glycosaminoglycan metabolic process; carbohydrate metabolic process
Cellular component (GO): membrane
Molecular function (GO): beta-N-acetylhexosaminidase activity
Source: RefSeq, a predicted model, not a curated record
AUGAAAUUCAUUUCUGUUGCUGUUGCAUCAGCAUUGGUGCUUUCCUCUGCUGUGGUGGAUGCCAAAACAUGGUUGUUCCCUAUCCCCCAAUCUAUUGAAUGGACCGGCUCUACAGCAGCCCUUGCCCGUAACUUCAAGAUCCGUGGUGCUCAACAUGACCAUGUACAAUCGGCUGCCCAACGCUAUGUGAACCUCAUUUACAAGGAAAAAUGGACACCUGUGCAAGUAGCCUAUGACAAUGAAACAUUGUCAGAUGCCAAGGACGCAUUGUCUAGCUUGGAUAUUUCCGUCAAGGACAACAAUGUGGCAUUGGACUUUGGUGUGGAUGAAUCGUAUACCUUGGAUGUUCCUUCAUCAGGUGGCAAGGCUUCUUUGUCCGCUGCUACAUGGGUGGGUGCGUUGCGUGGUCUUGAAACCUUCUCGCAGUUGGUGGUAUCAUCCUCUUCCAACAAAAAGGGCAACUUGGUGGUACAUACGGCACACAUUGAAGAUCAGCCUUCUUUCCCACAUCGUGGUGUCAUGUUGGAUACAGCUCGCAAUUACUUUCCUGUGGAUGAUAUCUUGCGUACCAUUGAUGCCAUGUCCUAUAACAAGAUGAAUGUCUUCCAUUGGCAUGCAACCGAUGCACAAUCAUGGCCGCUUCAAUUCAAGUCCCACCCGGAAUUACACGAGACUGGAGCUUAUUCGUCAAGUGAAGUGUAUACUCCCGAGGAUGUCCAAAAGAUCAUCGGCUAUGCUCAAGCACGUGGUGUUCGUGUUGUACUCGAAAUUGAUAUGCCCGCCCAUACUGGUAUCAUUGCAGAGUCGCAUCCCGAUUACAUCAUUGGUUACGACCACUUUUGGAAUGGUAUUGCUGCCGAACCACCUUCUGGCCAAAUUGAUUUAUUGAGUGACGACGCAUGGCAAUUGGUCAAGGAUAUCGUCAAGGAAGGCACUGAACGCUUUGCAGACUCGUUUUAUCAUACCGGUGGUGAUGAAAUCAAUGCAAAGGCCUAUGAGCUUAGUGAAGAUUUCGUAAAGUAUACCAAGGAACACAACAUGACAACCAAUGAAGUAUGGUUUGAAUGGACCAACAAGCUUGUCGAUUACGUCAACAAGGAUCUCAAGAAACGCCCUGUGAUGUGGGAGGAUCCAAUUCGUGAUGGUGGCGAGGUAUCCAAGGAAACCGUUGUUCAAGUGUGGACCGCUCCACCCCAAAAUUACACUCGAAUUGGUCAUGAUGUAAUCAUUUCUACAUCGGAUUACUUUUAUCUUGAUUGUGGCAAUGGAGGUUGGCUAGGCAACGAUGAUCGCUAUGUCAGCCCUACUCAACAACCAACCGAUGAAGACACUUUGAACUAUGGAGGCAAUGGAGGCUCAUGGUGUGCUCCCUACAAGACUUGGCAACGUAUGUACACCUUUGAUCCCAACUAUGAUAUUCCCGAGGAUUCUCCUGGAAAGAUUCUUGGUAUUGAAGUCGCCUUUUGGACCGAACAAGGAGGACCCAGCGUAUUGGAUAGCAAGCUUUGGCCACGUAGUGGUGCUGCUGCUGAAAUCACAUGGUCGGGUGCUUAUGACAAGGAUGGUAACCGCCGUACACUUCGUGAUGCUCUUCCUCGUAUCAGUGAUUGGGGCUAUCAUUUGGCUGCUCGUGGAAUUGCUACCCAACCCCUUCAACCAAGAUGGUGUCUUCGUCAUCCAGAGAUGUGCAACCUCAAUGAUCCUUCCUCCUCUGAUAAUUAA